This is a messenger RNA of Funneliformis caledonium, 185 nucleotides long. The record is from the annotation of a GenBank genome assembly. Lineage: Eukaryota; Fungi; Glomeromycota; Glomeromycetes; Glomerales; Glomeraceae.
AAAGAGAGUUGGCAGAAUCAUAUGGGAAAGAAUUAAUUGAAACAAACCAAUGGGUUACAACUAUCUUUGAAAAUAAGAUGAAUGAACAAGCUCGGUCCAUGGCUGCGUGGGUUUUAGUUAAAAUCAAAGGAAUCGUUACAGAAUAUCAGAGAUUAUUAAUGGAAGAUUUGUUACCACUUGCUUAA